GGAAAGGGCGGUGCUAGGGCGCUGUCACGCGUACGCGUCGCGCGGAUCAAGAAGGAGGUGGAAGCGGGGGUGGGGAAGGGGCUGUCCGAAGGCUAGCCAAUCCUUUGGCGCGUUGUCCUCCCGGUCGACCAAUAAGGUCACGCCUCGCGCACAAUAUCUCGCGACAAGGGCGUUUCGCCAGUACGUUAGGACGAAUAGGGCGGCGUCCGGCUAUAAAACACUCGGCCCGCUCGGGCAGCCGCCAUUCUGGAGUUCGGUUAGAGGUUUGAAUUUUCUCGGAGAAAGACAGGCCGGCCACGAGGAAAACAGAAACGAGCCGCAACAACAUCUAAGCCCUUGAAAGGAUCCAGAGGGGGGAAAGGGAAAAGCGCAGCCACCAGCCCACCCACUUGUGUCUUCUGCCCUUGCCCACCUGUCUUGCCCACCCCACCAGCCCACGCUGCUUGGGACUUGAGAUCUGUGGCCGAAGGACCGUCACCACAUACUUCAAAAACAAUCAACCACCUCCCUUCCCAAACCCAGCCCAAUUUCACUCCUCCAGCGUUUACUUUUUUGCAUCCACUCAGAAUUUUUUUCUACGACCCCCCUCCCUAAAUGGAGUCGGGUGGGGGGGAAAUGAAUACUGAGUUGGCCUUUCUUUUUUAAGAGACUUUUUGAUCCAAUAAGGCCCCCUAAAUCAUUGAGUUUUGGGUCCUGGUUGGUUGUUUUAUUUUUUUCCUCCAAAUUUUGCCCCCUCCCCCCCUGAGCCCGAGGUGCUGACGUCGCAAAAAAAUUGGAUAGUAAGUGUCGAAUUUUCAAAAACCAGCCUUGCAACAAGAAAUCAACGUUUCCCGUUGUGAAACCAAAAAUAAUGAGAGGAAGAAAUGAGACCAUAGAACAAAUAUAGAGCUGGAGAAGGACCAAUCCGGUCACUUGAUCUCCAUUAAAAAGGGCCUUUGGGUCUAAACAGUCUUGUUUUCUCUCCCCUACCACCUACCUCUUCCCUGCUACGCUGCAGGCAAGGAGAGGGUGCAGGGAGGGCCAGCAAGUGAGAAUUUUGAUGGUUAACCCUUGGUAAUCCAGGCAAUUUCCAGACUGCCAAAGCAUGUGUUUGCUUUGUAUAAGGAGGAAUGGUUACCUUCCUCUGGGUAGCAGCAGUCUUCAAAAGGGUUAAUGAGCUCACAUACAAAAGAUGGUGGCUCUUGUGGCCCAGAAGUCCCACUUCUUUGUGUGUGAGACAAGCAGGGCGCCUUUCAAUUUGCCAGAUUAAUAAGCAAUCUGUACAUAAAGAUUGCAGGGUAAGGAGAUGGGCAGAGAAAAGUAAUAGCUGGCUAUGGCUUUUAAAUAAUUGUUAAAUCCUCUCAGUUGUAAUGUAAUUUGAUUGGGGUAUAUUGUGUGUUAAAAGGUGGCAAUCUAGGAAUAAAGAUUGCAAGACACGUAAUUUAGGACAAAAUAUAUCAAUACAUAACAAGAUAAUCGGGAGGUAAUGUCUUGUAAUUGUUGCAGAUUGCAUAGGUUAUUUAAAAGCAAAGUGAUUAACAUUUUAACUUGAUACUUUUAUGGUUGGGGGUAUAGUUAAAAUAGAGGGCGGAAAGGUUGGGAAAUGUGGAAUUCAGGAAUAUAAUUUUAAAAGCCAUUUAGUGCAAUUGAAUGCUAGCUUUCUAAAAGAUUUGUGUCGUUAAAAGGAAUUUUUUCUUCCCUGCUUCAAUAUGGCGACUUUCCUUGUCCUUUGUCUUCCAAGCGGCGUUGCAGGUUGUGUCUUGACCCGUUUUUCUCUUGUCCUCCCAUCUCAACCCUAUUUGUUAAGGGGGGGCCAAGUCCUCCCCCUUCCCUGUGUAGGGUGGAUGGGGGUGGUCGAUGGUAGCAAUUGAACUUCAGUUGCAAUUCAAUUCUUCCCCGUAGAAAAUGGUUCUGGAGAUACUUUAAUUGCUUUUAUUUUCUUUACGCGAAUUCAGAAUAAGUCAGAUUAUGCAGCAUGGGGGCGGGCUUCGCUUUUUUCCUUUUUCCUUUCUUUUUAGAAGUGUUUUGUAAUGUAAUUGUAGCUACCGGCAGAGCCCUGCCGAGCGCUUUUUGAGUUGAGUCCUCGUCUCUACAAAAUGGCCUCCUCCUUUGUUGUUUUCUCUCCCUUUGCCAUCUUGAGCUGGGGGCCGCCCCCGCCCUUGGUGGAGGGAGGGCCGCCGUGAGUGGUGAUGUAAUCGCCUCCCUCUCCGCGCCCUCGACUCCACCCCUCGGCUCUGCCGCUCUUUCAGCCUCCCUGUGCGCCUUGCAGUUAGGGAGAAGACAUUUUCCUCGUUUUGAUGUAAUCUCUUAAAAGCCUUUCUCUUAAAGGGAUAAAGCUUGUGAGAAUUAGGCUUCCUGGCUGACCCUGUCCUCGAGUGGCUCCAGUUUUUAAUGUUUUAACAACCAGUCUGUUGCUUUUUAUUUUAAUCUUGCACUCAUCACCUCUGCUUUGGAAGUGUACCCCACUUCCGUUGCCCAGGGCUAAAACCAGUCAGACCUCAAUUGUACCUGAAGGCUGGGGGGGCCUUUGGAGGGGGUGUGUGUGUUGUAGGAGACUGAGGAAAGGGUUGUAACUUAGAGACAAUCGGGGCCUAACGACGCUGAGCUGUGACAUUGCUGCUUGGGAACUAGGCCUCCAGCCUCCUGCUUGGGGUUGCUUUGUGUUGAGACUGGAGGGAGAGGGAGUACUUUGAGAACUUUCUCCUAAGUCACCCUUCCUGCCACCUCUCGUUGGGGGUAAGCUCUUCUGUGUCCAGUGCUCUGUCACGUUCUCCAGUGCUUACCGUACAUUGGUGCUAGAGGAGAAGUGAAUCUUUAGGAAAGGAGGCGGCAGGUGUAAACUCAAGGCAGGGGGAAGCAAGCUACGGUUUCUGAAACGAAGAUCAUGGGUUCUGGUCCUAUAGACCCCAAAGAGCUUCUGAAGGGCCUGGACAGCUUCCUAAACCGAGAUGGGGAAGUCAAGAGUGUGGAUGGGAUUUCCAAGAUCUUCAGUCUAAUGAAAGAAGCGAGAAAGAUGGUGAGUCGGUGCACCUACUUGAACAUCCUGCUCCAAACCCGGACGUCUGAAAUACUGAUCAAGUUUAUUGACGUAGGCGGCUACAAGCUUCUGAACAACUGGCUGACAUAUUCCAAGACGACCAACAACGUUCCCCUCCUCCAGCAGAUCCUGAUGACGCUCCAGCACCUGCCACUCACUGUGGACCAUCUCAAGCAGAACAACACAGCCAAGCUGGUGAAGCAGCUGAGCAAGUCAAGUGAGGAUGAAGAGCUGCGGAAACUGGCCUCUGUCCUGGUCAGCGACUGGAUGGCUGUCAUCCGCUCCCAGAGCAGCGCGCAGCCUGCUGAAAAAGAUAAAAAGAAACGCAAAGAAGAGGGAAAGAGUCGAACCACGCCUCCUGAGCGCCCCCUGGCGGAGGUGAAGCCCGAGGCCCGAGCUGAGGAGACGCCCGAGAAAAAGAAGGAGAAGCCCAAGUCUCUGCGGACCACCGCCCCCAGCCACGCCAAGUUCCGCUCCACCGGACUCGAGCUGGACACGCCGUCCCUGGUGCCUGUGAAGAAGAACGCCAGCGCCGUGGUUGUCUCGGACAAGUACAACCUCAAGCCCAUCCCCCUGAAGCGCCAGAGUGCCACAGCUGCGCCGGGAGACGUGGCUCCCCCUGCAGAGAAGAAGUACAAGCCCCUCAACACGACCCCCAACGCCACCAAGGAGAUCAAAGUGAAGAUCAUCCCACCGCAGCCUAUGGAGGGCCUGGGCUUUCUGGACGCUCUCAAUUCAGCUCCUGUCCCAGGCAUCAAAAUCAAGAAGAAGAAGAAGGUGCUGUCCCCGACCGCUGCCAAGCCCAGCCCCUUUGAGGGGAAGACGAGCACGGAGCCCAGCACGGCCAAACCUUCGUCCCCAGAGCCGGCCCCGCCCUCCGAGGCCAUGGACGUGGACCGGCCCGGCACCCCGGUGCCGCCCGUGGAAGUCCCGGAGCUCAUGGACACGGCCUCUUUGGAGCCGGGAGCCCUGGACGCCCGGCCGGUGGAGAGCCCCGGGGAGCCCGGGCAGCUGACCCGCAAGGGCAGGAAGAGGAAGACGGUGACAUGGCCCGAGGAGGCCAAGCUGAGGGAGUAUUUCUACUUCGAGCUGGACGAGACCGAGCGGGUAAACGUGAAUAAAAUCAAGGACUUCGGUGAGGCGGCCAAGAGAGAGAUUCUUUCAGACCGACACGCAUUCGAGACGGCCCGGCGGCUGAGCCAUGACAACAUGGAAGAGAAGGUGCCCUGGGUGUGCCCCCGCCUGCUGGCGCUGCCCUCGCCCCUCGUCAUCCCCGGAAGCAACAGCCAGGAGCGCUACAUCCAGGCCGAGCGGGAGAAGGGCAUCCUUCAGGAGCUCUUCCUGAACAAGGAGAGCCCGCACGAGCCCGACCCUGAGCCCUACGAGCCCAUUCCCCCGAAGCUCAUCCCCCUGGACGAGGAGUGUUCCAUGGACGAGACCCCCUACGCUGAGGCACUGGAGCCCGGGGGCCCGGGCGGCUCUCCCGACGGCGCGGCCGGCUCCAAGCUGCCUCCAGUGCUGGCCAACCUGAUGGGCAGCAUGGGCGCGGGGAAGAGUCCCCAGGGCCCCGGCGGAGGCGGCAUCAACGUGCAGGAGAUCCUCACGUCCAUCAUGGGCAGCCCCAGCAGCCAGCCCUCGGAGGAGCUGCUGAAGCAGCCGGACUACUCGGACAAGCUCAAGCAAAUGCUGGUACCACACGGACUCCUCGGUCCUGGACCCAUAGCCAAUGGCUUCCCACCCGGAGGCCCUGGGGCCCCCAAAGGGAUGCAGCACUUUCCCCCUGGGCCUGGGGGGCCCAUGCCAGGUCCCCAUGGAGGCCCUGGUGGACCAGUGGGUCCACGUCUCCUGGGUCCCCCCCCACCUCCCCGCGGGGGUGAUCCCUUCUGGGACGGCCCAGGGGACCCCAUGCGGGGUGGCCCGAUGCGAGGGGGGCCCGGGCCUGGUCCUGGACCAUACCAUCGAGGCCGAGGUGGCCGAGGAGGAAACGAGCCCCCUCCACCGCCUCCUCCAUUCCGAGGGGCCCGAGGAGGUCGAUCUGGAGCAGGACCCCCAAAUGGACGAGGGGGCCCCGGCGGCGGCAUGGUUGGAGGUGCCGGGCAUCGGCCUCAUGAAGGCCCCGGUGGGGGCAUGAGCAGCAGCAGUGGACAUCGGCCCCACGAAGGCCCUGGCGGAGGCAUGGGCAGUGGCGGUGGACAUCGGCCCCACGAAGGCCCUGGCGGAGGCAUGGGCAGUGGACAUCGGCCCCAUGAAAGCCCCAGUGGGGGCAUGGGUGGCAGUGGACAUCGGCCCCAUGAAGGCCCUGGCGGUGGCAUGGGCGGAAGUGGACAUCGGCCUCAUGAAGGCCCUGGACACGGAGGGCCCCAUGGUCACAGGCCACACGAUGUCCCUGGUCACCGAGGCCAUGACCACCGGGGACCACCUCCUCACGAGCACCGUGGCCAUGAUGGUCCUGGCCACGGGGGAGGGGGCCACCGUGGGCACGACGGAGGCCACAGCCAUGGAGGAGACAUGUCGAACCGCCCCGUCUGCCGACACUUCAUGAUGAAGGGGAACUGCCGCUACGAGAACAACUGUGCCUUCUACCACCCGGGGGUUAACGGGCCGCCCCUGCCCUAGGGCCCGUGCACCCUGGGCCGCAGCCUUGCCCCUUCACCUGUUAUGGCUUCUGUGAGGCCCGUUUCCCGUGCCCCAGCUGGCGAGGAGCCGGCCCCUGGGGUCCCGCCUGCGUGGGUCCGGGUUUCUGCUCACUGGUGUGCGUCAGUGUACAUGCUCCCCUCCAUUCUGGGGAGGUGAGACUGGCCGCGUCCUGGACUCUGGACUGCUGACGAGGAGGCCCAGCUGGCUUCACUUUGGGAUCCCCCCAUUGCCCGAGAACCUAGAGCCGGCACCGGCUUCACCCCGCCCGCCAUCGUGGGUCCUCACAUGCACAGACUGACGUGGGACCCGCUGCGCCGGGGUCACCCGUGUCCCUCCGGGGCUGGGAAUGGGAGGGGUGCCGUACACCCCACUGCACUGAGGGCUCGACCAGGCUGGGUCUGAGCUCAGAAACCGUCGUCCCCGCACCUGCCGCCACAAGCCCUGGCCCUGAGCCCCGACCCCGUCGAGCCUGCACCUGUCAACUGUCUCAUCUUCAGGGUUUGAUGAUGGCAAAUUCCUGUCUGCAAUGGUGAGCGUGUGGGGCUGCCCUCGCCUCUGGCCAUCCUGGACACUUCAUAGGACAUUUGGGGACCCGCCUUCCGUCAGCUCAGGCCGAACGCUGGGCUGACGGUCACACUCCACACGCUGUCCAUGGGGCCAGCCGCUCCUGUCCCGUCCUCUCCUGCCCGUUGGCAUCAGUUGUUUUCUAUGAAAACAGUAAAUUGGUUGGGUUUUGUGCAGGGUCUUGGGUUAGAACCACAAUGGAUUUGAGGAUGAAUAUUUUCUUUUUCUUUUGGUUUUGUAUAUUUUGUACAUUAAUAAACAGUGGAAAGAGAAGCAUCUUAUUUAA
Messenger RNA from Chinchilla lanigera (long-tailed chinchilla), 6503 nucleotides. It is a transcript of the gene Ppp1r10, whose product is annotated as protein phosphatase 1, regulatory subunit 10. The record is from RefSeq and is a predicted model, not a curated record. Gene Ontology annotation, molecular function: metal ion binding. Bases 2864 to 5632 code for a protein of 922 amino acids. Lineage: Eukaryota; Metazoa; Chordata; Mammalia; Rodentia; Chinchillidae. Gene Ontology annotation, cellular component: nucleus. The transcript has 19 exons.